This is a messenger RNA of Melanotaenia boesemani (Boeseman's rainbowfish), 3375 nucleotides long. RefSeq names its product taxilin alpha (gene txlna). The transcript has 11 exons. NCBI's taxonomy places the organism in Eukaryota, Metazoa, Chordata, Actinopteri, Atheriniformes, Melanotaeniidae. The record is from RefSeq and is a predicted model, not a curated record. Bases 109 to 1728 code for a protein of 539 amino acids. Gene Ontology annotation, molecular function: syntaxin binding.
CACCAAGUUAUUACCGGAAGUCACCUCUUUUUUCCAACCAGCCCCACAUUGUUAACGAAACCUGCUGUUUACGGAUACAUUAGCAACUGCCUCCCGGAGUCUGAAGACAUGAAGAAAGAAGACGCGGAAGAGCCUACCACCCCGGGCGGUGAGGAUGCUCCACCUACGGUUGGAGAGACUGAGACACCUGCACCAGCAGCUGCUAAAGACAGCCCGGACACCAAUAGCCUCAAAGAGUCUGAGUCACAGAGCCCACAGACAGACACGUCUCCACAAUGUCACGAGGGAGGAAGCGACGUUGCAGAAGCUGCACUGUCACAGUGCGACAUGGCUGAGGAGCUGAGCCGUCAACUAGAGGACAUCCUCAGCACCUACUGCCGGGAAUCCAUCUCAGAUGCCGCCAGUGCCUUGUUUAACGGCCAGUCUCACAGCCCAGUGCUCAAUGGGGUGGCCGGUGAGAGGGAACGUGACAAGCCAGAGGAAGGCAAAGUCAACGGUGGGGACAACAGGGCAGAGAAGGAGCAGAAGAGGACUCAGGAGAAGAAAAAAGUGAAGGGUCUGGGGAAAGAGAUCACCCUGCUCAUGCAGACUCUAAACACACUGAGCACCCCCGAAGAAAAGCUUGCAGGUCUCUGCAAGAAGUAUGCAGAUUUGGUGGAAGAGCAUCGUAACACCCAGAAGCAGAUGAGGGCGCUGCAGAAGAAGCAGAACCAGGUGGUCCAGGAGAAGGACAACCUGAGGAAUGAACACAGCAAGGCCAUCCUGGCCCGCAGCAAGCUGGAGAGUCUCUGCAGGGAGCUUCAGAGACACAACCGCACAUUAAAGGAGGAAGGGAUACAAAGAACCCGACUGGAAGAGGAGAAAAGGAAAGAGGUGACUUCUCAUUUCCAGGUGACGCUGAACGACAUCCAGACUCAGAUGGAGCAGCACAACGAGAGAAACGCCAGCCUCCGACAGGAGAACACAGAGCUGGCAGAGAAACUCAAGAAAAUCUAUGAACAGUACAAACUGCGGGAAGAGCACAUAGACAAAGUGGUGAAACACAAAGACCUGCAGCAACAGCUGGUGGAUGCGAAGCUGCAUCAGGCGCAGGAGCUCCUGAAGGAGUCAGAGGAUCGUCACGACAGAGAGAAAGACUUUCUGCUGAAAGAAGCCGUGGAGUCUCAGAGGAUGUGUGAGCUGAUGCAGCAGCAGGAAGUUCACCUCAAACAACAGCUGUCACUAUACACAGAGAAGUUUGAAGAGUUUCAGACCACUUUAUCCAAGAGCAACGAAGUCUUCACCACCUUCAAACAGGAGAUGGAGAAGAUGACCAAGAAAAUCAAAAAGCUUGAGAAGGAAACGGCCAUGUAUCGCUCGAGGUGGGAGAGCAGCAACAAGGCUCUGCUUGAGAUGGCCGAGGAGAAAGCAGUUCGGGAUCGGGAGUUUGAGGCACUUCAGGGUAAAGUCCAACGGCUCGAGAAGUUACGGCGGGCGCUGAAAGUGGAGCGAAACGAGCUGAGCAAGAAGGUCCAGAAUCUCAGCGGGCAACCGAGCGGCACUUCAGGAGCCCCCCCAUCCGACCCAGGGACCGACUCCCCGUCUCCACCUCCUACAGACUCUCUGCUGGAGCCCAGUCCAGUGCCAGACACCACCUCCUGCUCUCACCCCUGCCACUGCAACCCACAGCUGGACUCAGAUGCUCUACUUGAAGAGGCAAAUGCUCAGCAUGUCCCUGCACAGGAAUAAAGCAGAACCGCUCACACUCUCCGCCUUCCCCUCCAGUAUCAAGCCACCAAAAGAUAAACCACCAGCCUGCAAGCCGCUACUCCUGCUGGAUGAAGCUGAUUUGGAAACGGAGCAGUCACACCCUCUACAUAUUGCAGACAAAAUAUCUGAUCAGCUUUUAACAGAAGGGUUAACUUGUGUCUUCCCAGCAUCCUCUUCAGACUUUAUGAAAUAGGUGACGAGACUUUGAUUGCCUCUUCUGCGUAUUUACAUGCGUUCUGUAAAGUUAAUGUAUUAUGAAAGCAUUUAAAAUGUUGGCAGUAACCUAAUUUCCAAGAUUGACUCUGCACGACCUGUUUGUCCACAUUUGUUGCAUCAGGUUUAAAGAGCUGCAUGGGACGACACAAGUCAACCAGUUUAUGGCAAGAGGAGUCAUCAAAGGUUGAUGAAUGUGUGUGUGUGUCCACUUAGUUGGAAAGAGUUUCACUGUUUAAAAGCCACUUUUAGUAGAUUGAAGUUGUUUUUUUUCCAGUUAAGUCUUAACAGUUUCUUUAGCCAAUUACUUUUAUUGGUUUAAAUAACAAUAAACGAAAGGUUCUACAUAAAUAAGGUGAAAUUCACAUUUUUUUUCUUGCCUUCCAACCAGUUGAAACUUUCAGAAUGUUUAAUAAUCAGCUGUUUUCAGGCCAUUUUUUCUUUUUUUUUGCCUUUUUAAUCUUCAUUUUGGUCAGUAUUGUUAAAAGCAUAGCCUCAAAUAUAGCAUAUAGCCUGAUGUUGAAAUGUGUGCCUUGCAUAGCACACUGUUAAAAAGAAAACACUUAUUUUUAUUUAGAUCAUUUACAAUGAUGGAACUCUUGUGACCAAAUCUUCAUUCUCAAUGUUGCCGAGUUCUGUUGUUUUAUUUUAGUUUAUUAAAUCAGUUUAUAUGUUUUAAUGACCAAAUUUAAAUUCGUAUAAUUUCAUCUGCGUGCAUACGUAUGUGCGUGAUGUAUCGGUAUGAUUGUCUCCUCCUAAUCCUGGUAACUGCAGUAGCUUGUAAUCAGGUUUUAACAAGAAUGUUCAAAUACCUCUAUGCAACGCUUACGUUUUGGAUUUUAUUCUGUGGCAGUCUGAACUGACAAGCACUUAGCUGAGAAUGUAUAUUCAUUAAAUCCACUGUCUUGCAUGGAUGUACUGUACAAAUAGAUGACAUAUCUCACAAUGAAACGCCUUUUCUUUGGGAGGGGGGUAAUCUUGGAUGACGUUUGUUGAGCUGCUUUUUGCUUGAUUUCAAAUGUAAUAUUUUACAUCUCAAAUGCUUAUAAAAAGGUGCAGUGACUGAGCCAAGUGGGGAAGCGGAGGGGAGUAGAGCAAAUGUUACUCUACUUGUUUCGCUCUCCAACAUGCCCAUUUCUCUUCAGCUCUACUUAAUAUGUAGCAUUGAUAAAACAUAGAAAUAGAAAUGGCAGAACUUGAUGUCUCACAGGAUGGAUUCAGUGUACCGCCGUUCAUGGACCAUAAGAAGGAACCAAAGAUGUUUCCUUUUCUUUUUUCCUUUGUCUUUUGCAGUACUUUUAUCGGGCCCUGUAUAUUUUUCUUGUUAAAUAAAAGAUGUAACAAUAUGUGUUUGAGGUGAUUGAUUAAUUUGGAGCAAAAAAGUGUCAGAAUUGAAUGAAAAUUUGCAUUAAA